This is a messenger RNA of Octopus sinensis (East Asian common octopus), 1581 nucleotides long. RefSeq names its product protocadherin gamma-C5-like. The transcript has a single exon. Gene Ontology annotation, cellular component: membrane. The coding region runs from base 1 to 1581 and encodes 526 amino acids. Lineage: Eukaryota; Metazoa; Mollusca; Cephalopoda; Octopoda; Octopodidae. The record is from RefSeq and is a predicted model, not a curated record. Gene Ontology annotation, molecular function: calcium ion binding. Gene Ontology annotation, biological process: homophilic cell-cell adhesion.
AUGCCACCCAAAUGGGUAAACAUAUUCAUUUUCUGUCACUGGUAUUGCAUUGGCGACAUUUUUCUUGAAAUUGAAGAGGAAUCAAAACCUGGAACCAUUGUUGGAAAAAUGGAAAAAUUAGACUCAGAAAAUAUCAAUUUUGUUAAAUUAACCCAAGAUAUGGAUAGUAGCUUUUUCAAUGUGGACCGAGAAACCGGGCUCAUUUCGACAUGUUCUGUUAUUAAACGAGAAAGUUUAUUGCGAUGUCGACAACAAAUUGAUUGCCUGGUCACAUUCAAAAUUGUUUCUUUCGCAAAAAAUAUAUUAAAAGUCGACAAAAUUAUCAUUAAUAUUCUUGAUGUGAAUAAUAACAGACCAACAUUUUAUCCAGCCUCAAUUUUUAUAGAAUUGACAGAAAACACUGAAUCAAUAACAAAAAAAGAACUUCCAACUCCAUAUGAUUACGACAGUCCAAAGAAUGGAAUUAAAUCUUGCUUUAUUGAUUCCUCAAUAAACUGGGCAACUUUAUCUGUAAAAAACGAGGUCAAUACGAACUGGACACUUUCACUGCUUAUAGAAAAUAAAAAAAUGAACAGCUUUCGGGAGAGUAUCGAGGUACAGUGUAUGGAUGGUGGAACUGUUCCACUUAUUGGGACUUUGUAUGUUGAAAUAGUGAAGAAACCUGCCAUAAAAUGUUUUAAACCAUAUUUCGACUACAAAAUACUCAAAAUUUCAGUUUCUCUAAUUAAUUCCAAGUGGAUUUUUGUUACAAAAUUGAAAAUGCUCACAUCACAAGAAAACUCAUCUUAUCAGUCACCAAAUAGUCUGUUUUCUAUUCGUUACAGCUUGAAUAAAAAUGAAACAAAUUUUACAAUUGAAGAGACAAGUGGUUCUGUUUAUGUUUUACGACAAAGUUUGCUAAAUAUCGACAAUCCAUUGAGACUUAAUGUAAGUGCCUGUUGUCAAGAUUUGUGUGAUUAUUGCACUUUAUUUAUUGAACCAAAAAUAUUACCAAAAAUGCUUCCUAAUAGAAAUAUAUCGAACUAUUUUGGCUCAAAAUUUCAUUUUCUUGUGACCAACGUAAGAGAAGAUGGUCAUUUACAUGUACCCUACAAUUCAAUGAAAGGGACCAAAAUUGCUUAUAUUGUUGUUGAAAGUGAAAUUCAAGGAAAUAUAAAAUGUUCUUCAGAAAAUCCGGAUUUUUUAAUGAUCCAUCCUUUAAUUCAGAACACAUUUGCUCUAAUCACUGGAGUUGAUUUUAAUUCAAAUCAUCGAUCUAAUAAGAUUCAAUGUGUUACAAUAAAUUGUAAUAUUGAAAAUAUAACUAACCAAACUAAACAAGUGUGCAUUGCAAUGAGUAAUUUUUCGGAUAAAAAUGGCAAAUUGAUGCCAGAAAAUGGGCAAAAAUAUUAUAAAAAAGUUGAAUUUUCGUUAAGCCGAAUUUAUUUAUUGGUAACUGCAACUUUGCUUUCGAUGAUGUUCACUAUAUUUGCUAUUUACAUGAUUUUAAGAUGGAAAAGAUCUCAUUCUGCGCAAACUAGAAAAUCUUUAAAUACAAUUAAUGGAACAAAGAAAGUUUAUGUAAAUAUUACAAUUCUCUAG